Molecule: messenger RNA, 2653 nt
Organism: Cladocopium goreaui
Lineage: Eukaryota; Dinophyceae; Suessiales; Symbiodiniaceae
Source: the annotation of a GenBank genome assembly
UUUUUCUGCUGCCUUGAGUGCGUUGGGACGUUGAGGAUUUCCUGCCAAAAAGAGCGACCCAUGACGGGUUUUGGGGCAGACCCUUGGUAUGCGAUGCAGCUUCCAUAUCAGUGGGACUUCAGUCCCUUUGAGGACUUAAGGAGUCUUCGGCACCAAACAUUGGCUGCCAUUGAGACGUUGCGCGGCAAGAUUCACGGCAUUGAUGCGAGAGAGUUGCAACAGAAAGAUAGCUGGGUAAAGAUCGUGAAGGAUUGUGAAAAACCGCUGAAAUCGGCCGUCGCGAGCUGCCUGGACUGGUGGCGAAUGUCAGGCUAUGAGUUCCUGGUGUACAUUACGAAGUUCAGUGAAUGGAAGAAAUUCGCCAAAGACAUCGGAAAGGAACAGAUGCGGGCACUCUUUGGCAUGUCUCAGAAGCCGUUCUUUCAGAGGGUGCUGGAUCCGGAAAAUCCCAACGAUAAAUCGGCGAUCGAGGAACAUAACAACAAGAAGGACAAGGAGAUGAUUCUGAAGUCCAUGUUUUUCCAACGUUUGAAGAACUCCUGCGCCAUCUUCCAAGAAGAGGGUCCACAGUGGCUGAUGGAAGGUUGCAAUGAAAAUGUGGAAAACUUGGCGAUGGCGAUUUUGUGGUUGUACAGUCCCAUGAAGCUGCAGAAGGACUGUUUGGUGACCCUACGACCUGCCUGUCAGAUUUAUCAGCUGGAUCAACUUUGGCGCCACGAGGAUAAGGGCUACGUCUUUAAUUCCUUGACAAGGCCGGAGGCCUUCUUUGAGCAGCAACACCCUGCUGACCUCAUGCCGGACAAGACCCGGUUGCCGGAGUGGAACAUGGCAGUCCUUGAGAACCCGCAGGGGGACCCCUUCGAACUGGAAAACCAUGACGUUGAGGACAUGGCAUCGGCUUCAGUGCCGAAGAAGACGCUGGUGUUACAAAUUCAUGAAGAAGGCAAGACUCGGAACAGGAAGCGUCAGACCUUGCGGGGCUGGCCGGUGUUGUAUGAGGAUGAAUGGGAAAACAUCGAAAAAAUGCUGAAACUUGGCAAGUACGCGGCAUCAGAUGAGAUUGCCUUCUUUCGAAUGGGGGCUCCGGAGUCGCAGAAUCUUGUCGAUGCAGUGAAGCUGGAUGCAGACGCUUUGCAGAAUUUCAUUCAUGAAGAACAAGGUCGCGCUGAAGAAUCAGGGAAACUAUCGGCCACUGUGGACGUCAAUAUCACCAAGAUCACCCCCGAACUGCACAUCCCUGAGCUUGCAAUUCUCGCGCCAGUGCGGAGUGAAAGCAUUGGUGAACUCAGGAGAAGACUGGCUGCCAAGUUCGGAAUUGGCAGCCGCUUGCUCCUUUCUCAGGGACAGGAUGGACGAAAUCUGCUGGAAGAUGAUGUGCAACUUGAAAGCCUACUGGAGGACACAUCGAAGAUCGAGAUUCACUACCUCAAAGGCUUCGAUCAUCCCCACAUCAUGAAGCUCCUGGAGGAGGACUUGGUCGUCAGCCCUUUACCGCACUGGCGCUUUUCCACCGCCACUCUGCGGGGCCCUGAGCACCGUGCUGCUGCGGCACGCGCGGCGCUCAUCGAUGUGGCCUCGGCACUGCGACAUUUGCAUCAGAAUGGCUGGGGGCACAUGGAUGUGCAGCCAUGCAACCUGCAGAUCACUGGCCAGGUGAAAAAGGAUACGCCCGAGUCAGUGGACUUGAAGUUGUGCUUGGUGGAUGCUGGCAGUGCAGGGUUGUUGGGAAGCGAGUUGAGAACUUGGAGCUCCAGAUAUGCCUUACCGCAGGUCAGAAGUGGCGACACGAAAACCAUGAAAAAGGCUCUUGACUGGUUUGCUCUUGGAAUGACCGUGAAGGAUUUGGCUGAAGGACUUUGGCCCCAAGUCACAGUUGGAGAAGAGACACCUUUGACCUUGGUGGAAGCGAGCGAAAAAACCCAGCUGCACGAGGCUUCAGCAGUUUCAGCUUCGACGUCGACUUUCUCCCUGGUGGCUUUCCCAGAAGGAUCCGUAGAGCGGUUGAGUGAGGCCGACGGUUUUCUGGUCGACGAUGCAGAGCGGAAACUGCAGCCUGGUCUUCGGCUGGAGAACUUUGACACAAGGGAGAGCGUCUUGAAGAAAGUGCGUGAGAAUGGGCGGAUCUUGAAAUCUGUGCCCCCGGGUUUCAAGAGCAUGCAGGAUGUGGUGAUGGCAGCCGUGCAGCAGACUGGUUGGGCGCUGCAGUUUGCCGAUGACGAGCAUCGCGGAAAUCGCGACAUCGUCUUGGCAGCAGUGCGCCGCGACGGGCAAGCCCUAGAGUUUGCAUCCUCGCAGCUGCAAAAAGAUCCAGAGGUAGUACUGGAAGCUGUGAAGAACAGCGGCUGGGCCCUGGAGUUUGCCUCGGACUCCCUGCGCAACGCUCCCGCGGUGGUGGCCGAGGCGGUUCGCUUCAACCCCUGGGCUCUGGAGUUGGCUGAAAAGCUGCAGCAGAACUACGUCCUGACCUGGGAGAAGCAACCAACAAAGGGGGUGGAGAGUAAGCUUCCCCUGACCUGGGCUGCAUUGAAGCUGUGAGUCAGAAAACUCAGCAUAAAACUCAUAAAACCUCCAAAAGUGUGGGGUGUUGAAGAGGCUGCGAGAGAGCUCUGUCUUAUCAGAGAUUUAGGAAUCAACUUCAGGUUCGACAUUUUGG